AUGUCGGAUUCUCCCGAUCUCCUCUCCCAGCUCAAGCGAACCGUCCAAUCCCUAACAUCGGUCUGCCGUCCAUGGCCGCUCUUCCUCGACCUCACCGCCGUCAACUUCCCUUCUCCCCUCACCGACGCCAACGCCCGGGUAACCCAGAACCUGACCUUCUUCCGUGCCAAUUACGCCAUCAUCGUCCUCCUAAUCUUCUUCUUCAGCCUCGUCACCCGUCCCUUGGCGCUGCUCGCCUUCUUCAUCGUGCUCGUCGCCUGGGUCGUCCUCUACUUCUCCCGAGAUGAGCCGAUGUCGAUUUUCGGGUUCGAGAUCAACGAUUUGGUGGUGCUGGUUGGGCUCGUAAUCGCGUCGGUGGUGGUCUUUUCCGUCGCCGGGAUCUGGGUCAACGUGAUUGCCGCCGGGGCGAUCGCCGCCGGAUUGGUGCUGCUGCACGCCGCGUUGAGGAGCACGGAUGAUCUUGUGGCGGAUGAAUUCGAGGCGUCGCCGUAUGGAAACUUGCUAUCAGACGAUGAUGAUACCCCAGGAGGCGGAGCUUACAGCCAGAUUUGA
Molecule: messenger RNA, 552 nt
Organism: Linum tenue
Lineage: Eukaryota; Viridiplantae; Streptophyta; Magnoliopsida; Malpighiales; Linaceae
Source: the annotation of a GenBank genome assembly